AUGAAUAUUAGCACAAGUAGGCGAAGUUAAUAAGAUCAACAACAAUCUUCUUAAAAUUAAUAGAAUUAAUAGUAAUAAAAUGUACCUGCCUAGCAAGAAGAAUAGCAGUAGCAAUAAUAGGGAGGAUGGAACUUCUCAAUGUUUCAUAUGAUCUUGCUUUUUAUUGCUGGAAAUUUUGUUUUCAAUAUGAUUAAGGGUAAUAAUAUAGAUAGAAGCAAUCCUAAUUACUACCACAAUGCGUUUGAAAAUGAUUAAAAUUUUGAUUUAAAGAUAAAAAUUAUCAAAGACAACGAAGUCUUGCACAGUUGGGAGACUUAGAAUUUGCAAUACAAUUAUGAUGAAAAAAAUUUUAUUAACAAAACAUUUUCUCUCACUUAAGAGUAAAUUUUCAGCGAGCCUUAUCCAGAAGUGAGUAUAAGCAUAAGAAACUAGGAUACUGGAGCUUAAUUGAACGCAUAAGGCGAAUUAGUUGUUAUUUAAGAAAAGAUCACUAAAGAGCAGCUAUAGAAUUUGAUUUCAUCUGCAAAUGAAGACGUUCCUCAACCUAAAACUAAGAAAGAAAGCAAGAAGAGAGAGAAAGCUCCUCACUUUAGGUAAAGAUUUUACAUAUAGCUUUCACAUGACACCAAUUCGUAUCAUCCUUAGCAAAUACCUCCUUAAUUGAGAAAUCUCCUCAAGAUAGAUCACUAAAAAAGAUUGUACCUUCCUAUUUUGGAUGUGUCUUAAUUCUGGGUUAGACGUAAAGAUUUAGUAUAUCAAGGUUAAAUCGAAGAAGAACUUGCUGAAGAAAACAAGAAUUAACCUGCAACAACAGCAACCUAGGAGGUUAUUGAUUAAAAUGAUUUGCCAUCAGUUUACAACACUACUAUUGUCUUCUAUCCUUACUGGCAUGCAAAGCUUCUUAUGAUAAGCCAGAUGGAAUAAACAUUUAAUGAUUAAGCAAGUUAUGGAUUACACGAUGCAAAUUCUUUAGAACAAUUCAAAGAAAUUUUAGGAGACAAUAACCCUUAUUAUUUAGCAAUUACAUUUAUUGUUUCAAUCCUACAUUCUGUUUUUGAAUUGCUAGCUGUUAAAAAUGAUAUUUCUUAUUGGAGGAAUUUAGAAAACUAUCAAGGUUUAAGCUUGAGAAGUUUAUACACUGGAUUCGUAUUUGAGGUUGUUGUAUUCCUUUAUUUACUUGAUAGUGAAGAAACUAGUUGGCUUAUCAUAGCCUCUUCGGGCAUAGAGUUGUUGGUAACAGUUUGGAAGAUCUACAAAACUGCAAAGUGUUAAAGAAGAAAAGACAACAAAUUCCCAUUCUUCGAAAUUGAUUAAACCCAACAAAGUUAUAUUCGCACAACUGAAGAGUAUGACAAGCAAGCAACUAAGUAUUUGUAUUAUGCUUUGGUUCCCUUAUUAGCUGGAUACACUGUUUACUCUCUUAUCUACCUUGAGCACAAGGGUUGGUACUCAUUCGUAAUUAGAACUUUAGUCGGAUUCAUUUAUGUCUUUGGUUUUAUUAAUAUGACUCCUUAGCUAUAUAUUAACUACAAGCUUAAGAGCGUUGAGCAUUUACCAUGGAGAACUAUGAUUUAUAAGUUUUUGAACACUAUUGUAGAUGACUUGUUCGCCUUUGUCAUCAGUAUGCCUUUGCUCAAGAGACUUUCUUGUUUCAGAGAUGAUAUUAUUUUCAUAAUCUAUAUCUAUCAGAGAUAAAUUUAUAAGGUUGACCACAAAAGAACACAACACGGUUUCAAAAAAGAAGACCUUGUACCUUCAGACCAAAAAGAAAAAGCUGACUGA
Molecule: messenger RNA, 1782 nt
Organism: Tetrahymena thermophila SB210
Lineage: Eukaryota; Ciliophora; Oligohymenophorea; Hymenostomatida; Tetrahymenidae
Product: cleft lip and palate transmembrane protein
Exons: 9
Cellular component (GO): membrane; endomembrane system
Source: RefSeq, a predicted model, not a curated record